Bursaphelenchus okinawaensis is the source of this 6259-nucleotide messenger RNA. NCBI's taxonomy places the organism in Eukaryota, Metazoa, Nematoda, Chromadorea, Rhabditida, Aphelenchoididae. The record is from the annotation of a GenBank genome assembly.
AUGGAUGACACAACCACCACUUCGUCUAGCUCCAGCUCAGGACACACAUCUCGUGUCCAAAGGCCUCGUCACAUUCCAAUAACGAUACAGACUAUCGUUCCAGCACGUCAGAUAUCUACAACCUCACCCAACGUCUCUACCGUCCGAAUUCAGGGCUUCAACGUGGAUUCAGAUCCAGAUUAUGAGAAUUCCAAUGUACUAACCGACUCUAACAUGAACUCACCCAAUACCUACGUUAACACUGAUGUUGGCAAGGAUACCACUGAUGAACAAAACGUUAAUUUCUCCCUUCAACCAUCUAAUCGAACUCUAGUCAGUCCUGAUCAUCAGGUUCAGCUAAAAAUCGACCAAAAUGACCAACCCAAGCCAGUUCAUUCCGAGUUUGAAACCCAUCGAAUUCCGUGCGCCAUUUCGAUCCAAAUGAACCAAAAGGACGUGCCAGUAACAUUGGCGGUCGAGGAAGAGGUUCAGGAGGAUAUAUUACCCACAACCUCAACACACCUCACGUCCGUUCCGCCCCCCACAACUGACGCCGAAGCCAAAGAGAAAAAACACAACAUUUUCCGUGCUUCUUUGGACAAACUGAGAGAGAAAAGCCGAAGCCUGUCCAAAUCCGACUCCAAAGAAGGCCGUUCCAAGAUUCCGCUAGCUAAAACCAAGUCACGUGAGGACAAAAAGGUAAACUACGACUUGUUGAACCCAACGAUACCUUCAGAGGGCGGCCAAAGAUCGUCUGACACUAAUGAAAACUUGAAGUUGUUUGAAGAUGACACACGUCGCGACUCGGUCCAAACCGCUUUUAACGUAGAAGCUGAAGACGACCACAACAAAAACUUUGACGACAACAGGCAUCUUGAACUUCAACAGGCCUACCAGAAUCCACCUGUAACCAAAAGCUCUACAAAAACUCCAAAUUUUACCGUGGUAAGCCCUCAACACAACAUACGAUCAGUGUCGCCAAGGAACACCGAGGUAAAGCUGAAUCCUUUAACUUCUAUCGCUUUCCGUCAGAACCCGCCAAUUACCGUAAGCAACGGCGAAGAUACGGACGUGACCAUUAGUGUCCACGAAAACUGUUCCGAAACGGCUGAAAUUUCGACCAGAAUUGUGAUGGAUAAGGAUCACAACAUCCGGUCCGCGUCCGACAUCGAAAUCGAAGUUAAACGGGAAAUUACGACCGAUUUUGGACCUUCGACUACUGCGCACCUGAAGGCACCGAACAGUCGAGAAAACUUGGCUUCUGGGGAAAAUGUGAAGGAAAAGAAGCAGAAGCCAAAGCUGAUAAGGCUUGAUCUCAACAAAAGUAAUCCGAUUCAUUAUCAAGAUAGUGAUGAGAUUAUUCAUGAAUCUCCAAAGUACGUCGUAGCUCAACCUGAAGACUUUGACUUCGCUUUAAAACGUCAUAAGUCAGCAUCGCCUAAAGCAACAAAUGAAGAUGAAGAACCGAAAGAAGAUGUUAUGAUUUUGAGAAACAAAACCACUGAUGACAUAAUUGUACUAAGGCGAACUGAUGGAGGUAACUACGAUACGGUUAGUUUGGCCUCUAACGACCAGUUAGUGUUACGAGGUAAUGACGAUGAAGAGGUUAUGGUACUAAGGAAGGAAAAAAGAGCUGAACCCCCUCUAGAAAUAAUUGUAGAAGAAACGCCUAAACGAACGAAAUCAGCUAGUCCAGCCAGAGAUUUCAAAACUUCGAUCAAAAGGCUGGUGUCAAGAUCUAUGAGUCCACAUAAACAUAUCGAAGUUGUGAAUGAAGACCUAAAACACGAAGAAACGACUAGUCCAUCGUCUACUUUAGUAUUGGAUAAUAAGAAUCAAACAAUUAAUGUUCAAGAUGAAAAGGCAAACAAAGAAGAUGAACAACACCAAGAUAAGCCUUCUUCAACAAAGGUAUCGCCAAAAACUACUGAAAACAAAACUCCAGAACCAACAACUCCUACUGAGGCUAUUGGUAAGCUACAAACAAUUCAAACUUUAUUCCAAGAACCAGCUAGUCCAACGGCAAGGUCGGUUCACAGUACUCCGCCACGGUCGCCAAGUCCAAAAAAAAGUCCAGAAAAAAUUAUUUUUCCAGGACCUAAAGAGAACUAUGGAUUCAGUAGAAAUGUCUACGAAGGUCCUUUGGAUCCAUUGACAGUAUCUAAAGAGUUCUCAAAAGAUGACGAUUUCUUCAAAAGUACUACUGUAUCAUUAGCAAAAACUUCAGAAGUCCAAGAAGAAAACUUUAUUCGUAAGAACCGAAGUGUACUUAGGUUUGACAGCAUAGACAAAGGUGAUAAGGGCAUGAAGACAGUAGAUGUUAACGUUUAUGAAGAUGAAAAUGAACUUGUGAUUGAACGAAAGAUCGAAAUUGAAAAGGAAAUACCUGAGGGCAUAGAAGUGAACAAACACAAGUUGGUUCUAGAAGUUCAUAAAGAAAGCUUGGACUUCGAAACAAAACCAAAGAUAGACCCGGCAGAAGAAAGAUACGACGAUCUUGACAAGGUAUCCGAAAUGUCGUAUCAGCCUGACCCCAAUGUUGAGAUUCGCUUAUCACCAAUGAAAGAAGCGUCAGUAGAACCUGGAAAAACCUUUAUGGAUAUGUCAAUUAGAGUAGAGUCUCCGCCACCAGUACCUGAGGAAGAAAUAUCAGUAGACAUAAAUGAGGAAAAAGUUGGACAAAAUGGUACAGCAGAAGUCAGAGUUUACCGUGAACGUUUUUCAGAAGCUCCGAUAUUACCUAUAACUGAUAGUGCUUCAUUUGCACCAGAUGUGACAAAGCAAAGUGGAGAUAGACCGUCAGGCAGUGAUAGGGUAGAAAAUGAAGAUGCAAAGGCCAGUAAGGCAGAAGAUAAGAACUUUGAAUCAAAGAACGAAGCACCGCCUUUCCCAGUCAACACAAUUGAGCGGCCGAAGUCAAUUGAAAUCCAAAAACACGAAGAAAUACCUCUUCAAGGUGGCAAAGUCCCAAUUGAACAGCACGCUGAUGUCCCGCUACAACCAGUAAAAGUUACAGUAGACGAUGAUAAGAAGGGUAAAAGACGGCCGUUAAUCUCGCCAGUAUCUCCAGAAGAGCGAGAGAUUUUAAGAAACCACAAGAACAAUAUCAUAUCACCACGGCCGAAAGCAAUAGCAGAGGACAUUUUACAAAAUAUUGAUCAGCCAGAACAAUAUCAGAGAGAAGUGAAAACAGAAAAACAUACUAUAGUCUACAGUAGAAGCCCAAAGUUGGAUGAAGACCUAAAGCAUGAAGAGCAGAGGCUGGAUUCUUUAUCCGACGAGGUAAUGCGACAAGCACUUGAGCUUAACAUGUUGGAUGCUACAACUCCACGUCAGAAUGAGUGGAAAGAGUCUAGUGUUCCCAGAAACCGUAACAGUGCUUUUGAGUCUAGUACUAACUCAGCUGACGUUGUGUACUCUCCAAAGAUAGUUAACAUUACACAAAUUGAAGAAAACUCCAACAACCAGAAGAUAAAAGGCUUCAGCAAACAAGCCAGCUUCAAUGAAGAGGUUAAUGUGCCACUAGCUAUGCACGAUGAGGACGAUGAUCUUUACAAUGAAAUGAAAAAAGAUCAGGACAAGUUUGAAGCGGCCAAAGAACAAAGGAAAGCCUACAGUAAUCAAGACGAGAACAACGUAAUCAAUGACAAGGAAAGUAACUACAGUAGCAUAAAAAGAAAGGCUGAGUUACGACAAGUACCACUAAACAUAUCAAGCCCAGGAGAAGGUAAAGAAAAUGGAUAUCCACAUGAGAUUAACGGAACGUAUCGACCGAAUAGUGAAGCCAGUAGCCGGCCACGCAGGAGGCCUCAGUCUCCGAUUCUGGCACCAGCACCACGAAUUGGAGCUCAGAGUCCGGCACCAAGUCAUACUAGCGACUUUAGUUUUUCACCUCGGACUUUGACUAGGAUCAACAACUUUAACAUCGUAAUGGAGAGUAUUCAUGAUAACGACGAUUACAAGGACACGGCUACAGGUGCAAUUUUGGACAUUUUGUUAUAAAAGAAAAAAUUUUGUAUUUGAUAACAAUUUAAAUUAUUUUGUCAGUUUUAAUUUUUUGGCAGGGGUAAUUUUUGUUGAGGAGGGGGGGAAGAGGGUCAAAAUUUUUUAAAAAAUUUUUUCAAAAGCAAUUUUCAAUAAUAACAUCAACUUUUAAAAAAAUUUUUUAGGAUUUUAGGGGUGUACUUUUUUAGUACCCCCCCCUUCCAAAACGUAGGGCUAGAUGAAGGCCAGUUUAACGUAAAUCGAUGACAAAAAGUGAUUACAUUACCGCGCGAGAUUUUUAUAGCGGUAAUUUUAAUAAAACUGCGCAAAGGUGUGGUGAAUCACACAUCCGAAAUCCGAUUUCAAAGGCAAGCAAACCGAAUUCCGAUCGGUUUUAGAGGAAAAAGAAAAAACCCGAAGGCAAGAUGGUGUAGUUGCACCGCGCUUUUACUACCUACAUAGGGUAUUUGCGAGAGAAAGGGCGCCUUAAUUGAUUUAAACCAUCGCUACUCUUUUAUUUUUUUAAUUAAUUUGUAUUGGCUAGCUGAAGAGUUUGCUUUUCUACCUAUUUUAAUAUAGAACGCUACUGCUUAUUUUUGAAUUUUAAAUUUUAAAAUUGUUUUUGAAAAGGUAUUACAAGAUGCGCCAAAAGUUCUGUUACGCGGUUUUGUAAUUGUAAAAGACGCCAGUAAAAAAUCUUAAAUUCUUGACUUUGUCGCCAACCAAUUAGGCUAUUUUCAAGAAAUAAAAUUGCCAUUUGGCUAUUUUGAAAAGAAUUCGAAAAAAAGGCCAAUUGAACAAAUGAGCUAAAACCACUCAUCUCUACCUUUUAUUUAUUAGUACGGGCUAAAAAGAUAUUCGUACUGACCAGUCUAAGAAAUAUAAUACCUCACAAUGAAUGAUCAGAUAGAACGUAAUAAAGAACUGCUGGAAAAGUGCCAGAACUUGCCAGCAACUGCGCGAUUUCUUGUAAAGUUGCCAAAAAGUAAAGCUUUAGCAUUAUGAUUUAAAAUAAAAAAAAUUAAAAUUUAAACUUUUUUUUUUUAAAAUUAAGUUUUAGUAGACCAUUAAAUAAUUUAUUAGUAAGUUAGCCAGUAAAAAUUUAUUUCAAAAUAACAUUUUAAUAAAGGUUUUCUUUAGAUAAUGGAGAAGUCAUAACACAUCACCCUGUCUUCAUGCGAGAUACCUCAAAGUAUUGGUACAAACCGGGUAUAACAAGAGAAGAAGGUACGUUUUUAAAAAUGAACAGCAUUUCAUAAAUAAAAUUUUAAAACUUUAAUUUUUUUAAAAUUUUUUAAAACUAUAUUUCAAAAUUUUUAAUUUAUUUAAUUUAAAAUUUUCCUACUUUCAGCCAUUAACAUGCUAAAAGACAAAGAGCCAGGUACCUUCGUAGUACGAGACUCAAACUCCUUCCCCGGUGCUUUUGGCCUAGCCUUAAAAGUGGCACAACCUCCAGCUGGCGUUGAACGUGCUGAUGGUACUGAACUGGUACGCCACUUCCUAAUAGAGCCUUCGGCCAAAGGUGUUAAGCUGAAAGGAUGUAAUAAUGAACCAGUCUUUGGAACGCUGGCCGCUCUUAUCUACCAACAUUCAAUCACAGCAUUGGCACUACCCGAAAAACUGAUACUGCCAGAGUACGAUCCGGCACAGAGUGCAGAGCAUGUGAAUGCUAAUCAAGCUUUGUUGGAAAGAGGAGCUGGUAUGUUAUGUUCUUUAUUGUUAUUAGUCUAGUAUGAUGUCAUGGAUACGAUAAAAAUUAUAUACUAUACUAAGGCGACAAAUAUUAAAAAUUUUUUUUCAGUUUCAAAAAAUUUAAUUAAAAGUUUCAGCCUGCAACGUGACCUAUAUCUGUUCCCUCGACACCGAAUCUCUAACCGGGCCUGAAGCUGUACGACGUGCCACUAACUUUGGAAUUGACCUCCUGGCACGCCGACAACUCUGUGCCGUUCCAGUUCACUUCAAAGUGUCGGCCCAAGGCAUCACUUUAACCGACAACACUCGAACCCUAUUCUUCCGACGCCAUUACCCAGUAAACUCGGUUACAUUCGCUGGAAUCGACCCUGACAGUCGGACGUUCGACAACAACAACACACAGCAACUCCCCACAACUUAUGUGCGACAAGCUCCAGUUUUUGGCUUUGUAGCUAGAAAGGCUCCAAAUUCGGUCGAAAAUACUUGUCACAUCUUUGCUGAGCUGGAUCCGGAACAACCAGCUUCGGCCGUGGUUAGGUUUAUCACCAACGUCAUGAUGGUACAAGCCAGAGCACAACAAGCUGCUAUAUCACGAGCUAUUUAA